Pipra filicauda (Wire-tailed manakin) is the source of this 6469-nucleotide messenger RNA. Its product is annotated as receptor-interacting serine/threonine-protein kinase 2-like. Gene Ontology annotation, biological process: regulation of apoptotic process; protein phosphorylation. Lineage: Eukaryota; Metazoa; Chordata; Aves; Passeriformes; Pipridae. The transcript is spliced from 12 exons. Bases 84 to 1679 code for a protein of 531 amino acids. Gene Ontology annotation, molecular function: ATP binding; JUN kinase kinase kinase activity. The record is from RefSeq and is a predicted model, not a curated record.
GGCUCCCAGCCGGCUCACACCUGCAACAGUUUCACUCCAUCCUUCCACAGUUUUUAUGCUUCUCUUUCCAGAGCCAUCAAGAAAUGGCCUAUCCACUGCCUGUGGUAGCCCAGGAAGAUUUGGAAAGCUUUACAGUGACCAGAACAGGCUCAGGCUUUGCACUCAAAGCCUUCCACAUCUCUUGGAACACUCCCAUCUCUGUGAAGCUGCUGAGCAGCCAGGACACUACAGAGAGGGAGUGGAAGUUGCUGCUUCAGGAUAUAGCAGCUGUCAGAGGUUGUGAGUCUGAACGUCUCCUGCCUCCCCUGGGGAUUUACCAAUGCCAUGGACUCAUGGGGUUGGUGACUGGAUGGAUGGACAAUGGAUCCCUGCACUCGCUCGUCCAUGAGCGUCAGCUGUACCCAGAACUUCCAUGUCCCUUACUCCUGAGGAUCCUGUCAGAUGUGGCUGAAGGGCUGCAUCACCUUCACAGCCUCCAGCCUGCCUCCUGCCACUGCAGCCUGAAACCUUCCAAUGUGCUUCUGGAUGGACAGUACAGAGCCAAGAUAUCAGAUUAUGGUCUAACCAACUGGAGGAAACAGCAGCUGAGGUCAGCCCUGCAGAACCAGAGGAGCUGCCAGGAUUUAGUGUACCUCCCUCCCGAAAUCCUUGAAGGAGGCCUUCCUUCCCAGGAAGGUGAUAUUUACAGUUUUGGAAUAAUGUGUUGGGAGAGCCUAAGCAGACAGAAACCUUUUGAAGGUCAAACAGCCCUGCUGGAGGUUCUGACAGGAAUCUGCUGCAGUUCCCGGCCUGGCCUUUCAGAAGAGUUUAUACCAAGCAAUUUUCCUGAGAGGGACAGACUAUUGCACCUCAUUGCUCUGUGCUGGCAUCAGGAUCCAGCUCACAGACCACGGACUGCAGAAUGUGUAGAUCUUCUAAAUGGAAUUUUGACUAGUAUAAAUAAGGAGGUAAUUUCCACAGCAAUCUACAGUCUGAUGGAUGCAAAGGAGAGAGCGCUUGAUGCUUGCAAAGGCUCAGCCCCGUACACCCUGCAGACAGGCACCUGCAACUCAGAGAUCAUCAGUCCACCAAAAAACAACCGCUUAAUCAGCAAGAAAAUUCCUUUCAUAGUGCCAAGCUCAACUGGCCUACUUGAUAGCAGUGGAAAUAAUGCAGGAAGAGAGAAUAUUCUUGAGAUGGGUCUGUCAAAUACUAUCCCACAGAAUGCAAAAACAAGAAAAGAUCAUCCAGGCUCUGAGAGUAGAAAACCACACUUGUUUAGGAAGAUUGCUUUAUCUGGUUCAGCUGCAGACACACAAAGCAGUCAGGAUGUGGCCCCACUGCUGGCUCUCCAGCACAGCCCACAGCCAGUGCACCCUGGACAAGCAGUGACAGGUCCUUGCUGCAAAGGAAACUUCUGUCAAAUCCUCACCUGCCAGAGACAGAGCAUACUGAGCUGCAUGACAGAGGGACGCCUGAACCACCUGCUGGACGUGCUUCGCUCGCAGCAGACGCUGUCCCGGCCGGACUACGAGACCAUCACCUCCCACCCCACCGUGACCGGCCGGGCCCGGGCCCUGCUGGACACCUGCCUGUGCCUCGGGGAGAGGGCAGCACAGGGGGUGCUGACUGCACUGUCAGGGACCAAAUGCACUCCUCUGGGACAAGUCAGCCACUGCCCAGCCUGCCCUCUGAGGUGAACAGGCUGCUGCUGUGAUGCAGCUCUUCGCAGUGUUACACUCCUCUGAGCACCAGUGCUUUGUCAGGGCAGUGACUCACAUUGGCUCCUCAUACCAGCGACCAAAGUCAAUCCUUCCUACAGCCCAGGAGUUUUGUAAGAUUGAAAGGCUUCAGAGAAUCAAGAAGUAUUUCUUCAACAGGGCCUUAAGGAAGACUUGGAAGUUGUUCUUGGAUGGGAGACUGCCUGGGAAUACUGAGUGCUGGAGGCUUCCUUGCCUUCUUCUGAACUUAUCCAUGGGCACGGAUGCUUUGGAGUGUCCUGCUGCUGCCUGGACUCAUCCACAGGUCACAGACCCUUUGAGUUCACACUGGAGUUCCAGUUUGUCCAGUACACAGAAACACUGCUGUUAUCAAAAUGUUCCCAGGCACAGCAGAGUAAGAUAAGUGGUACAGCAAGCAGUGACAGCAAAAAGCCAGCCACCAACAAGCACUAAUGUACAGGAGGCAGCAAGCCCCAUGGCAAGCACAGAGCCUGUCAACAGCUCAACAGCAAGAGCAGCUAUAAAUGUGAUCUAGCACAUUCCAAUCAAAUCUGGUGUUGCCUUGGACCCUUCAAGCCUUGUAUUGGGUGCUGUGACUGUGUAAGCUCUGCUCAGCAAUAACAAAAACACCCCUGAAUUAUCGACACUGUUCUCGGCACAAAUCCAGAGCACAGCCCCAGAGUGGCUGCUACGAAGAAAAUUAACCCUACCCCAUCCAAAACCAGCACGACUGUGAAGGAAAAUAAGAUUACUCUAAUUAUAAUGAAAAUGAUGAUAUAAGAUGCCAGUUUUUUGAAGGCCCAGUGGGAUUUCAAGCUCCACAGCACCAGAUUAACAUGAGAAUUUAUACAAUCUACAGGUAUUUCAAACACAGAACCAUGUUACUCUGUUUCUCUAUGUUGCUUUUGUUCUCUCUGCAGUCUCAAAGUGCUCACUGAAUUCAGCAGUUUGGCAGAUUGCAAUUUUAAGUACAGUAAUAUGUUGUCUAGGCACACUUAAAGAGAUAAGGAAUUUGUUACAUCAAAUUUCCAGCUACAGUACUGCUGAAAGCACAAACGUAACUUUCUUUUACAUAACUUAAUUAAACUUUGAGAUUGUCUGGAGAUAAAAUAUUGUUACGAUUAAAAGCAAUGUCUAUCAGGAUGUGUUGACAAUAGUUUUGCUUAUUAAAGGAGCUAAAUAUCUAUUUCACAGUUAAUUUUUUUUUCAAUCUACACUUUAAAUGUGAAUUUUCAACAGUCUCUGCUAAAAAAGGGAUGUGAGGAAAAGAACUGCUGUCACAGGGUUUUGCCUCUUUAGAAGGCAUAAAAUAAUCUGAGCAAAACAAAUAAACAUUCACCUGUGGGACACAGUUCCCAGUUUUUAAAAGAGAAACUGGCAAUACUGCUGAAACAAUUAUCAGCUUCUGUUGGACACUUUAUGCUUCUGUGACAGAUGUGCUGGCUGGCAGGCUAUGCUGAUUUUUUGUCAUUAUGUUUUUGACACAGAAAUAGUUUCAGCUCUUUCCUAGAAACAGCUGCCUACUUCAGAAUAUAAUCUGAUGCCAGGCCUAAACCCAGUCUCCAAUGUUAAAUGCAGAACUGGCAUCAAAGCAGUGGGAGCACAAGUUAUCAGCGUGAUGGUUUUGAAGGGAUGAUACCAGUUUGUUGGAAUGACACUGCUGUUGAUAUAAAAAGUUCUGAUCCCAAACUAAAAUACAGUAAAGUGAAAGCAGCACCAUUUUGUCUCACCAAAAAUCUAAACUCUCUUAAGGCCUUAGUGUGUUGGCUGUGGAGCAGUGUCUGAUGCUGCUCACUGGUGUGGAACAUCCAGCUGCUCAAAGCCUGUGGUGUUCUGAGUGUGCCCAGGCUGGUGGAACAUCCAGCUGCUCAAAGCCUGUGGUGUUCUGAGUGUGCCCAGGCUGGUGGAACAUCCAGCUGCUCAAAGCCUGGGGUGUUCUGAGUGUGCCCAGGCUGGUGAAACAUCCAGCUGCUCAAAGCCUGGGGUGUUCUGAGUGUGCCCAGGCUGGCUCUCCAGCUGAGAUCCUAUGGCCCUUGUGCUGCAGUUACCUUGCUACUGCAAAAUAGGGUAGAAUAAACAGCAAAGACAGAAGAAUCAAACUGUUCUUUAGUAUCUGUGGGAAGGAACAAGGCUUGAAUGUGAACAACUGGAGUUCCAGGAAGGAAAUAUAAAACAUGGGAAACUCUAGACAGCAAAGGGGAUAAAAAAACAAAGUCACUUCAGGACCAAUUAGGAAAGCUCUCUGCUGCAGUUACUUAGAAAAAACAAAACUAAAAUAAAUAGAUGUUAAAAAUUACAAGUCAUAUUCAAAUUUCAUGAAGGUAUUUAAACUUAUUAAAGGAACAGUAAGUGGGGUAGGUAGACGGUUAUUUUCCUGACUUAUUGUAAUGUAUUUUUCUUCUUGAUGCUGGUUGCAGCUAUCUUUUGCUGAUUUGCAAAAAGAUGACUGUCCCUUGCCCUUUGUCCUAUCUAUACAACACUUUUAUCUGAGCUGGGAUACUUCCUGCAAUGUAAGAAUGUCUGCACUAGAAUUUGCUUGAGGUUGAUUUGUGGAAAAUUAAUCUGAGAUACUGGAAUGAAAUGUUUAAGAGAUUAGUUUUUCCAGGAGAGAGUAAGACAAACAAAGCUAUAAAUACCACUCAAAUGCUGUUACAGUACCUGCUAAACAGUUCCAGAGAAAUCAGAGGAAGAUAACAAGUGCAUAUUCAUAAAACACUAAUCUACAAAAUUUCAAAAAAUGCAUUAGUGGACUGCUGGCAUACACAGAAUUUUACACCACGUGAGUAGUCCAAAAUGUACAGACCCUAAAGCACUAAUGAAAACAUACUAACCCUCAAGGGUUCUUAUUUUAUUGUUUCAAGUCUGCAUUCUACAUAACCUUGUAAACAUUUUUCCUGCUUGCACAGGGUUAGUCACUGGAGCUGUUCAUGUGCAGAUUUGUAAGGCAGGCUAAGUGCAAGUACCAAUACUGUGCUAGGGAAGGACCCAAACAUCCUGCAGGCAGGCACAGACUAAGGUUCCUUCCCUGCUGUUUGCUCAGUGCUAUACAGCUGUUACCCAGCAUCUCCUCAAUAACAUGCUGCCUCUCAGCCUGCUGGGGUUUUUUAUGCUUCAAGAAAUUUUGUCUUGCACUAUAUUCCUUUUCAUUCUUUUCCUGCCCCCUUCUUUGCAAAAUACUUUCUGGGUGCUCAAAAGGCCUUAGCAUAAUUUGAUUUUUUUUCCUUUUCACGACAAGUAAUCCCUUCCUUGCUUGCCUGGUCCUACAUUCCCUUAGCUGAGCACAUGGUUGACUUGACAGCUGGUAUGUCAGCUGAGUUAAACAAAACUCCUGGGUUUUGAAGGUAAGUCCACCAUAAAUUAAACUACCUGACAAGGUCUGAAAAGAACAUAAUUAAUGAGUUAUUUGUGUUACACUAAAGUCAGCAUAGCUGCAAGAACAUAUUAAUUGUAAGCAUUUUACUUAACCCCAGCAUGACACAAAUGGCAGACAAGAAGCUCAUACAUACUGUUUCCAGCUCUUGUAAUGACAGAAAUUUGUGAUCAGUAUUUCUUAUUUCCUGCCUUUAUUUCUCUUUGCUACGAAUACAUCCCAAGUAAGAGUUACAGAACUCCUUCAACCAGGAUGAAUUAAAUGGCAGUGAUUUAGAAUAAGAACUUAUUCACCCCUUGAAAUGUGACAACAUUCCAAAAUACCUCAAUAUCACAUAGCAAGCAGAACCUUCCAAUCCAUACAAGCAGAAAGCACAGACGAAUUUCACCCUCUCAGAAGUAACCUGCCUGUAGUUCAGAAAGUUCUGUACAGUUAAUCCUUCCCUUAGAUUUCAAGAAAAAAUGUCAUAUUAGUUAACAGAAUGACUACCAACAUUAUAUUUGUUUGUCCUUUUGGGCGAAAAAGGGCUCAAAGCUUUUUUUCAGCUCAUUAGAAUGUCACCAGGGGAAAAAGAUAAAAAAUGAGAGAAUUGACUAAGGAAUACACCCGGAAAAUUAAAAAACCCCUGACUGCAUGAGACUUUUGACAGCCCUCAGCUCUAAGCAUGGACUGAGGAGAACCCAGGAGGGGGAGAAAGGCAGGGAGGAAACCUGAUGUGUAAGGACAGGUUGAUAAAGUUGUGUUUGGUCUAGCAAACAGGAGAUGAAGGGCACAGCAAAGAGUGGAGCGGGGUGGUGAGCAUGCAGUGAGGAAAGAGAGCACCUGCUCUGUUCUUCUGGCUUUGUGAUUCUGGAGUAGCUUUCAAACAGGGGCUUAAAAAAGAUUUAAAGGCCAUUAUGAAGACAGGCUCCUUCUCCACAGCCAGAGAAAUUAGCAAUAUUCAUGGAACUUGUUUUUUCACCUGAUCAAGAGUUCUUUAGUUGACAAAAUUAAUAUAAACAACAGUGAUUUGCUAAGCUUUGUUACCUCAGGCUGUUCAGUUUAUUUAUGCAAACUACAAAUGUUUAAAUCGAUGUAAGGGAGAAAUGAAUGUAUUUUUGCUGGGAGUUACAUAACAUGAAUAUUUAUAAGUGGUGUAGGCACUCACUAUUUAUUUCACUAACACCUACCUGUGAAGUCAUGUGCCUGUUAGCAAGUCAGCCACCAGGACGAUGGACUAGAGAGAAUUUGAAUUAAAGAGCCCUGGAGAUUACUUCCACCCUUUACAGUGUUUCUGUGAAUUCUAAAAGGAAAAGAAGGCUUUCCUACAUUUUUGCCUCUCUGCAGAUAAUAGUUGGUCAUCUUCUCUCAAAUACAAUGAAAAUCUUUUCCAUUUUUAUUAAAAGGUAAUCUUUAUUAA